AUUGAAGAUGUAGUGGUAAAUUUAAUCCCUCAAGGUCGUCUGAUUGCAUCCUUCCGCUCAGAAAGUUAUCAUACGGUUAGAGACUGGAUAUUGGAUUCAAUCAAGUCUUUUGCCUACUGUCAUCAUGAAACUUUUCCUCCACAAUAUACUAACUUCACGUGUGCUAAAGGCUGUGAAAGUGGGAUAUCCCUUGAAACUCAAAGCUAAAGAAAUAAAAGUGUCUACAGUUGACUAUGAUCCAUCAUCCGUUGCACGCUUGAUUCCGAAAGUUGAGUGGUCUGUUGUAAAAUCAGUAGCAGAUGAAAUUGGUGAAGAUUAUAUUCCCUGUUUGCCGGAAGAAGUUCCUUCUAACUACUCAGAGAACGAGGAAUUCUUGAAAUUAGCUCACAAAGCACUUCUUGAAGUUGACAUAAUGGAGGGUGUAUUGGUUUGUCCAGAAACUGGUCGUGAAUUCACUAUUUCACAUGGGAUUCCAAAUAUGUUGGUUAAUGAGGGUGAAUGAAUUUCUGUAUCCCUUCGUCCUGUAAAUUUUGCCUGUAUAAUAAAUGAUAUUUAAUCUGAUUGUUUUUGUGCGCUUAAUGUUGCAA
This is a messenger RNA of Trichobilharzia regenti, 587 nucleotides long. The record is from the annotation of a GenBank genome assembly. NCBI's taxonomy places the organism in Eukaryota, Metazoa, Platyhelminthes, Trematoda, Strigeidida, Schistosomatidae.